AUGGAACAGCAGUAUUCGACGUCCAAAGUGACUGUCGAGUACUUUGACCCCCACGACGUCUUCAAGCUCCUCGCCUCGGGCCUCAAUCCUCGUCUGCCUCUUCGAAACCUGCACUGGCAAUCUCAUGCCGGACCGCUGCGCUCCAUUGACACCCUCCACGUCGAGCUCGUCCCCAGCGGAACGGCGACGCACGCGGCUGCCAUCUCGACCCAUCGCGAAUCGGAUGCUUCUCGUGAUGACGGCUUUCAGACGCAGAAUGUCGGCGGCCCGUCAUCCGGUGCCGCCGAAGCCGUGGAGAGCACCCAGUCUGCCCCGGCUGGCCCCGGCGGAAGCCAGCGUCGGCACCAGAUACCCGGCCUGCGUCGCACCUCCUACCUCAAGAUCCUCUUCGUCCGCUGCGACGACUCCGAGUCGUACAAGACGGCCGUUCGCUCCGAGGUGCGCGAAUGGAUCAAGACCAACACGCCCAAGAAGGUGAGCAACCAGGAAAUGCACGACGCCUUCGAGUGGCUCAUCGUCCACGUCAUCCUCCCCAACACGGCCGCCGCCACCCAGCCUCGCACGGGCGGCAAGUCGGACGGCGGCGCUCCCGAAAAGGGCACCGCCUCGUCGCGGUGGCGAACCGGCUCGACGCCCUUGAUGGAAAAGUUCCGCUCCGACUUCAACUCGUCCGCCAAGGGCACCCCCGACCGCAUCGCCCAGGUCAGGAUCGGCAUCAACGACGUCCCCUACGACCUCCUCCCCCGCGUCGUCCCCGCCGUCCCGCCGUCGGGCUAUUCCGAGACGGAGCAGGAUACGGAGAGCGCGUGGGGCGAUUUCAUGGGCAAGAUCAAGAGCCUCAUCCUCACCUCGUUUGACCAGAGGGUGAGCCAGUACGAGGACGACAUCAAGGAAAAGGAUGCCCAGCGCAGCCUGCCCGGCUGGAACUUUUGCACCUUCUUCAUCCUCAAAGAGGGCCUCGCGAGGGGAUUCGAAAGCGUUGGCCUCGUCGAAGAUGCACUCGUCGGCUACGACGAGCUCAGCAUCGGCCUCGACUCGGUGCUCCGCGAGCAGGCGGCCACCGGCGAACCCGAGAGCCACGGAGGCGCGCUGCUGGCGUACACGGACGAUCUGGAGGCCGUCGUGAAGCGGGCGCUGACGCAAGUCUCCGGCGACGACGGAGACGCCGAGGCGGAAGAUCUUCAGUCGAAGCCGACGGCGAGGGAUCCGUCGCACGAAAUCGUCAUCAGUUCCACGUCGAAGCCGUACCGAGACUUGAUCCUCGCCAACAAGGUGUCGGCCUUUGACUUUCGCUGCUACCUCUUCGCCCGCCAAGUCUCGCUGCUGCUGCGUCUCGGCAACGCGUGGGUGACCAAGGAAGAGCUGAUCGUGAAGCUCAAGGACCAGCAGGAUUCCGUACUGCAUGGCGUCGCCCCCCCCGUGGCCCCCCAACCGCGACGCGAGGAGCCCGAGAAUUUGGCCAUGCUCGCCGAGAUAUGCCAGAGGACGCUGGAGUUUAUUCCUUCCAUCUCGCAGGUCAUGCGCCAGGACAUCAUGGCCGCUCUCGCCGUCGCCCAGACGGAGGGGCAAACGGCGGAGGCGAGUCCCUUGCUGGCGGAGAUGGUGGACAACAUCGUCUCCUCCUUUGCCUUCUCCGUCGCCCAGCAGAUUCUGGCCCAGACCUCGAGCAGCGCGCUUCCCAUCCCGCCGACGACAUUGACGACCGUCGACGGCCACGAGCCCAAGUCGUCGAUUCCGGAACCGAAGACGAUGAUGCACCCGGCACGCAGCUCGUCCCUGCAUUCCGCAUCUUCGCGCCACCCUCCCGGCACCGAAGCGUCCCCCGGUUCGGGCCGGCGGCUCAGCGCCUCCGAUGCCGAUUCGCGAUCAAAAUUCCUCAAGAUCGGCCUGGAAGAGCUCGCGGCGCGGCGGGCGGAGCUUCAUCUGCUGUCGAGAAGCAUCCUCAGCGGCUUGGGGAAGAAGCGCGGCUGGUCCAACGGCUGGGACGAGGCUCCCAGAGUAAGCGCCGACCAGCUCGACGGGAUGGAAGACGUCAGCCUCGACGAUGGGCCGGAGCAGGGGAGUCCCCAGGAGGGACCUCCUAUCAUGGCGGGAAUCAGUGAAGUUUUACGCACCGCCGCCGACAACUCCGAGGACUUUCACCGAUUAUACGAGAUCUUGACGGACAAGUCGCUGCGCCAUUUCACCGUCGCCAACUACGAGCACGCCAUCAAAUCUUGCCUCGCCGACUUGGCCGUUCUCAAAGUUCACAUGGGCGAGCACCGCGUGGCGGCCAACUACUUUUCGCAGAUCCAGCCCUUCUAUGGAAGCAGCGGCUGGACGGAGCUGGAGCUGUCGAUCCUCGUCAUGUACUCGCAGUGCCUGGACAGGCUGGAAUCCCACAACGACUACGUCCGGGUCGCCCUCGACCUGCUGACGAAGGCCUGCGCGGCCGAGAAGGAGCGACUUCAACAGAACUCGGCGCUGCCCAUGCGAGCCGGCAUCGCGGGAGCCACGGGCGCAGCACCGCUGCACGGCGUUGCCGAGAAGCUGUUUCGACUCUCGAAGAGCCUCUCGUGGGAGGCCAAGGCACCCCUGAGCAGCCUCUUCACCGGCAUCCGUCUCAACGGCGCUCCGGAAUACCACGAUGGUCGCGACUCCUGCUCGCUGUCCAUUUCCCUGCACGGCUUGCUGCCGGAGACGAUUACGUUUGACAGCGCCAAGGUCAAGAUCACAUGCGUCGACGGAGGGCCCUGUCGCGACCUAGUGUUCGAGACGAACGGGCAAGUCAUUCUCUCGCCUGGAAGAAACAGCCUGACGGUGGAUUGCAACUCAGUCUGUCGUGCCCGGCAUGUAUCGGGUCAGCCACAUGAGCCUUUCGGCGAGCAACCUGCUGCUUCAUCACGACCAAAGCGUUCAGCAGGCGGCGCCGAAGCCGUCGGACGUUUUCAAGGACGCCGACGUGACCAUCUUUCAGCGAGCGGGCGCUCUCGACGUCAAGGUGACGGCGGCGAAGCACAUUUGCCUCGACAAGAACAACUCGUUGGAUCUCGAGCUGAGCACAGGAUGGAACGACGUGAAGAGGUGCGAGAUACGGGUUCGGCCCGCGACGGGCGGUCUCCGGCUGCUGACGAACGAGGCAAAGCCGGUGGACUCGGACGUUGCGUUUGCGAAGCCUCCCGAAGCCGGCACGUUCUCCUUCGGUCCCCUCGGGGAAGGGAGGUCGGUGACGGUGCGAUUCCCGUACUCUGUCGAGCUCGAUCUCGCCGACGUGCUGGCCAAGGUCGAGGUCACGUACGUCACCGACGGCGGCACUUUUUACCUCGCAAAGACGUUGACGAUACCGGUGUCGCUCGCGCUCGGCGUCAACGUGCAGGACGUGUUCAAGCAGGAGGCGCUCUUCUCGCGCUUCACCGUCUCGACGGCGACGGCGAGUCCGAUGCGGCUGUACGACAGCGAGCUGCUCGAAUCGGACCUCUUCGAAUCGUCGUUUGGCAUGCCGUCGGCGCACGAGAUUACCGUCUUCGCCAAGCAGCCGGCGACGUUGCUGUACAAGAUACGGAGGAAGGCUGGGUCGAAGCCGGGGAAGCGGUCGAGCAAGACGAUGUACCUGAAGCUGCACUAUCGCGUGCUGCAGACGGAGGCGGAGGAUCUCAUCCUGGCGUCGGUGCUGUCGGGGCUGCGCGAGUCGCGGCUGGCGCAGUACGCGAAGCUCGUGGCGGAGCACGUCCUCCGCGAGGCGAGGAAGGGCGUGCAGGCGCACGACCUCGAGCGGGCAGCGCUGCUGGGCGGCAUAAACACCGAGUUCCUGCAACCCGUCGCCUGGGAGGCGUGCUUCCGGGGGCUCGGAACGGACUCGGCAUCGGGCACGGACGUCGCGAGCGACCUGGCCGGAUUCCUCACGGAGUGGCAGCGGAGCCACGGCUGGCUGUCGAUGGAGGCGGCGUGCGCGGAUCCGUGGUCGAUCUUGAUCCCGGUCGAGGUGCCGGCGCUCGCCGUGGUGCACACGGCCGACAUGCGCCUCCACGGUCCGAUGCCGAGCCCGGUCCGGGAGGUGGACGGCGCGACGCCGACGGUGCGCGUGAACCAGGUGCUCGCGGGCACGCUGCACCUCCGGUGGACGCGGGCGUGGGACACGGACACGACGCAGCGCGAGGACCAAGAGUUCAGCUACGAAGUCAGCGCGGCGGCCGACACGUGGAUCCUCGGCGGACGGCGCAAGGGCCACUUUGUCAUACCGGCGUCGUCGGAGUCGCUGGCGUCGACGCCGGAGACGGAGGCGGAGAUUCCGCUGGUGCUCAUCCCGCAGCGCGAGGGCUGGCUCCCGUACCCCUCGGUAGACAUCCGGGAGGUGAUGGCGGACGGACGGGCGACGCAGGCGUGCGAGGUGGACUGGCGCAACCUCGGCGAGACGGUCCGCGUGGUGGGCGACAGGAAGAGCACGACGGUGAGCCUCGACGCGAGCGGACCCGGCGGGGGGCCGUUGGUGGUGGAGAGCUCGGCCAUGGAGCGGGGGAACGCUCGCGUCGUCGGAUAGGCACGCAGGCCCGCGUCGGUAGAUGCCAGCCAGGAUGGAUCAUGCCGAGUGCAGGUGCACGCGCUGCCGUCGAGCGAGCCACCGUCCUGCGUGCCGCAGCCGCAACCGGGCCAGGGUGUCCGGCGAGUGGACGACGAGGCGAUGGCGACAUGGAUUUGCACGGACGGCUUGCCCGUGAGUUUGCGACGGCGCCCGCACGUUUGGAGUACAGGCGCGAGACAAGCACAUCUGGACACGCGCGCCCCCCCGUUCACGCCGAGGGCUUGCCAUGGUGGACGCUUCCUCGUUUGGCCCGUUGCGCUCGAGUCCGUGACGAGCGUUUCCGUCAUCUCGGCCAUCAAAGCAGGCUUAAUGAGGCAACAAAGGUCCCCAUGCGGCCAACUCUAUGCCCGACAUGCAUCUAA
This is a messenger RNA of Drechmeria coniospora, 4920 nucleotides long. RefSeq lists its product as uncharacterized. The transcript has 3 exons. Gene Ontology annotation, cellular component: TRAPPII protein complex. Bases 1 to 4920 code for a protein of 1639 amino acids. Gene Ontology annotation, biological process: intra-Golgi vesicle-mediated transport; early endosome to Golgi transport. The record is from RefSeq and is a predicted model, not a curated record. NCBI's taxonomy places the organism in Eukaryota, Fungi, Ascomycota, Sordariomycetes, Hypocreales, Ophiocordycipitaceae.